AUGUCAAACUGGAAGUGUGAUGGUGACAGAUGGAGUUACUUUGAAAUAUUGGAGGUUGUUAAAGAGACGAAGUAUCCAGAAGUUCAAGAAAUGUGGUAUGACUUUGCUGGAACAUUGAAGGCGCUGGAAGAUGAUUUUGGUGCAAUAGAAGCACUGAACUGGUCCAAGACUAAGAGAAAGGUUGACAUAUACAUAGUCCACCCUAUUGAACAACCUGAUUUAGUUGUUGCCCUACCUGAAACCCUAACUAUUAAGGUUUGUGAGGCCCAACCUAAGGAACAAAAUGUGGAGGAUUGUAGGGACCAACCUGAUGAACAAAAUAUGAAUGUGUGUGGGGACCAGCCUAUUGAAGAAAAUGUGGAUGUUUGUGUGGACCAUCAUGAGGAACAAAAUAUGAAUGUUUGUGUGGACCAACAUGAGGAAUGA
Molecule: messenger RNA, 426 nt
Organism: Lathyrus sativus (Indian pea)
Lineage: Eukaryota; Viridiplantae; Streptophyta; Magnoliopsida; Fabales; Fabaceae
Source: the annotation of a GenBank genome assembly